UGGAUAGCAACAGGUUCUACCGCGUUUUGUUUUUCAGACGCCGGCUUGCAGAAAAAAUAUUAGCAAAAUGGAUGGUGUGACCGAGGACAUGUGGACGCCGUACAAGCACCUCUACAGCGUGUUCCGGCAGACCAUGUCGACUCAGAGCGGCGUCACCUCGGACUUGGAGCUGUGCCUCAAGAAGCAUAAGCAGAACUUUACAAACUUUCUGCGAAAUCCGCCCAAGAGCGAGAAGAGCCGGAAUCAUCUGCGAAAUGUGCAAAACGAUGGCGUCUCAAUGCCAGGACAGACUCGCAAGAUGCACCUCUCGCAGGACCUCAUCGACGAGGCGUUCAUUUUGUCGGACAUGUUCGAUUUGGACGAGGUCUUCGCAAUGGAACUGCUAUACACCGCCCAGCGGCAGCAGAUGCAUCAUCCGGGUCUGCCGCGCGGUCUGGUGGCAGUGUUGCUCUACUAUGACGGCCGUAAGGCCAUUAGCUGUGCUCUGCGCGACAUGUUCCAGGCGGUGAGCGGCGUCUCCUGGAGCACGGAGCUGCCCCGGGAGGUGACUUGCCUGAUCACCAACUAUGCCCAGAAUCUUGUAGAGGAUUCCAACAUAUUGGGACGCCUGCUGGAACUCCUCGAGGAAAUGGAUCUGGACAAGGAGUGCAUCCUGCUAACCAAGAACCGCGCCUUUGGCUCCAAAAAACACCAAAACCAAGUACUGGGUCUCUACGAGGACAUUCAGCGUGCUUUGGCAAUGGCUUUGUUCCACUGGUCCGCCCAGCGCGGGCUUCCCCGUUCCAUUGCUAUCCGGCUGCUGCAACUGCUAGCCAACCGCAAGACCACCGAUGCCGACGGCAACAUUGAUGACAUCACCACGAUCAUGCUAAUGGCGCUGUUGUACGCUUACGACACUUCGGUGCUGUUGGUCACCGAUCACAAUAAUCCACUCACUGGCCGCCUGCCCAUUCUGAGUGAUCCGGAGUUUGCCAAGAGCUUCCUGGAUGCGUUAUAUGCGCAGAACAGUUGGCAGAUUCCCCGCCUGGACGCCGUCAUCAAGUACAGCUUUGGUUUGACUCUGGCUAGCCUGCGGCAUGCUCCUAGCCAGUUGCAGGCGGCUGCUCUGUCGGUGAUCAACCGGGACGAGCAGCUCAUCGAUGAGGCCCUAGGCGCCAGCGUGUUUGCCUUCUUUUAUCGUCUGUUGCUGGAGAAGGAUCUGGUGUACACCACCGAAUUCAUCUACCGACGCGUUCACCUGCAUAUCACCGACUUCAUUGACUUUAUGCAUGCUAAGGUUUCGGAGCUGCGGGGUCGGGCAGAUGAGUCGGCCCGCACGGUAAUCAGCUUUUUGAACGAGGGUCUCGAACCGCCGCCCAAUCUAGACGCCAACUACGAGGUCCUCAUGCUGUGCGUGGCCAAGCUCUAUGGCGAUCCCCGAGUGACAAUUAAGCUCUGCAAUGAGUAUUGGGGUCCCAGCGAUCCCACAGCAGCCUUGAAGAACACCUCGCGGUCCGUGUCCCUGUUUAAGUUUAUCAGUUUAGCCAGCGAGCUGCUUCCGCAGACUCUUUUCAAGUCCUACCUUAAGAUGAUCACCGGGUUGACCCGCACCGAGUUCUCCGCCCGCUGCGCUUUCAAUAUGCUAAAGCAUCCACAAGUGUCCACCGCUACAUAUGCUGUGAGCUGGGAUCACUUUUUUACGACUUUGGGAAACUAUUACAACCUAAUGCGAAAUGACUUUAACACCAACAUAAGCACAUCCGGCGACACCAUUUAUCGCAGCCGGUCCGUACCACGCUCCAUAACGCAACGCGAAACGGAACACUUAGUGGCCGUGAUGGGCAUCAUACAGGCUGUGGCCGAAUAUGACGAGAUCUCGCGCAUCAUAAUCUGUGACCAGGCUAACUGGCAGGUGCUGCAGGUACUGCUGGGUUUGGUGGCCUGCUCCACGCCGCUGAUUCUCAAGGCAGAAAUCCUUACCGCGUUGGCCGCCAUGGCCAGGUCAAGGAAGACGGCGCGCGCAAUUUGGUGUCAUUUGGAGGACUCACAAAUUAUUGCCACCAUACCCACGGCGAGCAGCUACGGCCAAAGCAGCUUGGCCGAGGAGAUUGAGCAGAAUGAGAGCCGCUUGGAGUCGUACAAGCUAACGAGGGGUAUCCUGAAGUUGCUCUAUACCCUUAUGACUGGUCACAUGCCCAAGAAUCUGGGGGUUGGCACACGGAAGCCGGGCUACGAUGCCUAUCUUAACUUUGUGCUGGAGUCUGUGCUGCUGAAGUUCUACAAUCGGGCGUAUAAGGAUCCCGCCGAGAAAUGGCAAGUGGGCGCCCAGUGCCUGAAACUACUCUACUUCCUGCUGGCUACCUACCGGCCACGACCCUCCGACUUUCAGGAGAUGCGCGAGGAGCAUCCGUAUCCCGGAUAUCACAUUAUGCUGCAGCUGCAGGUGAAGUCAGAUGUUCUGCGGCUGCUCCUGAUGAUCGUAGAGGAAGCACGCGAGCGCCUGGACGAAUACAACCGUUUCAGGGGCAAGGAACUGCUCGAAGAGUGUUCCCUCUACGCCCUCCUACUGCUUGAAGCGGCGCUGGCCAAGCAGAAUGAGUUCUUUGAGGCCCAUUCGGCCGCCAACUGUCCCAUCCAGCUUUCGGGACUUAAUCGAAUGCUUCUGGACCUCAAUCCGCGCAGCCGCAAGCCCGACCACGUCCUGAACAUUGUCAAGUUCGUGACGUACAACAGCUGGCUGCCGCGCCACACGCUGGCCGCCGUCAAGAUCCUUAAGGCGGUGACACAGCUGCCCAACGUCUCCGCCCAAAUCCUCAGUAUGUAUGCCCAAAAUAGCACCGAGAAGCUAGAGAUCCGGCAGGGCUUCAUCGAGUGCCUGGAGAUGGAUGUGCGAGCGAGCCACCCCAGUGAUGACCUGCUCGAUCAGCUAGCCCUCAACGAUCACGUGCCCUUCAUGGGUUUUGGCAUCCAGGAAGGCGGCGACAAAGACCGCACUGAGACUGAGACUCAAAUCGAACUAUAUGGGGGAGAGGAGUUUCAUUUGGAGCGUAAGCCGGCGCGCAUCGAGCUGCAGCUGAAGGAGUCUAUUGUGCAACUCUUCGAGGUGAAUCUCAGCCAGCAAUUGCCCAACUUUGUCUACUUCUUGCUUGGCGUGGACGUCUUGCGCGACUUUAUGGCCAACGAGAAGCAGCAUUUGGGCAUUGAGAUGUACGGCUCCUGCGUCAACUCGCUCGUACUGCUGUUAGAGAAGUACCUGGAGCAACAGCGACACAGUGAGGAUUACUGCGAGCACACGGCAAGCAUCGUGGAGCGCAUCUAUCGUCUGUUCCAUGGCCUUUGCGCCAAUCGACGUACCUCAGAGACGAUCCUGCGAUACUUCCGGCUUACCUGCAACGAUUUCCUGUUGCGCCACCUCAACUCACUGCCGUUCCGCCAGCAUCGCGAGGAUCAUGUCUUGCAUGCCAUGGCCCACCUGCUGACCUGCGUGGCCAUCGAGGUAAAGCUAGCAGCGACGCAUGGCCAGACGACGCGCUACAAGCUGCUCUGUGACAUCUUGCUUAAUGGCGCCACUGGUUCGGAUGUUCAGCGCUCGGGCCAUGCCAUGCCCAUGGAUUUGCCGGCAUCUAAUUUCUUUGCCAUGGACCUUCUACCAGGCGGUGGCGGCUCGAUAGGGAUGAUGGGACCAGGAGCGGGACCACCAUCACUAUCGGUUACAGGAGCCAGCAGCCUGAAGCCACCGCCGCUGCUGCAGGAAACUGCGGUGGGAUUACAUGCAAACCGGCUGCUCGACUGCCUCUGCCUGGAGAUGGAUUCGAGUGAACUGCCACGCCUGGAGUUUUUUGACUCGCAGCUGACGACGACUCUGCUUCGGGACUGCGUGGGCGCCGGUAAAGGCGCUGGUAAGACUGGGACCAACUUGCCCGCUAACCUCAUCAACAUCCGUCAGCUUCAUGACAUCCUUUACGACGAACUGCGACUGGUUCAGAGCACGAUAGCCAGUGGACAGCGCAAGGCUAUUACCGCUGAGAUUGCGGUGCUGCUGCAGCAUGCCAUCAGGCUGAAUCAAAUGCGGACGCAGCGCAGCGCCACGCUGGCGUUCAUGGAGGCCUGGGGCCAGUUGGUGCAGGUGUUCUUUAGCAGCAUGCCUGACGCCGUCCUGCCGUUAGCCUUGCGACGUCAGCAUAUCGUGGACAUUGUGGAGAAGGUCAUGAUAAAGGUGCAACCCAUCCAGCCGAUCAUCGAGAUCUCGAUUCAGGUCAGCGAGACGGUGCUGCUGCUCUUAGCCAAUUUACGCUAUUGCUGCUAUCUGAUUGAGGAUCAGCGCGCAGACGAUCAGUCUGAAUUAACUUCCAACCCCAACGACACCCAGGCCCAGGCUAAAAAGAGCCUUGGCCUCGGCUCUCUGGGGGCUAGAGGUGAGAACGGUUCCUCAGGAUCCAAUAGCAACAACCUGCGGUUCAUCCUCAAACGCCUGGUCGAGUGGAUCAUGAUCAGCGAGGUCAAGUCGCAGAAGCUCCGUAUCAACCUGUACGGCGCCCUGCUCAACUGUUUGCGAAUUGUGAAGCGACAGCGCAGCGACGAAGAGCAGGAGUACCAAGAAACAGUCGCCAAUCGCUUGGACAGCUCACGGAUGAGUGGCAUUGAUAUGCGCCGCGACGACCGCCAGCAAUUGAAGGAGAUGGCGGCCGCUGUAAUCGGUCAGUUUGGCGAGAAGCUUAUUGAGACCAUCUGCCACGACGCUGUGACCGGACACGAUGUCUGCAGGAUGCUGGCUCUGUCCUGCCUGGACAUGAUAUCCGAGCUGCAUGCAGUGAGCACGCUAAGCGAAUUUGUGACGAUGCGCGGCUACCUCAAGCAUAUGCUGGACAGCUUGGCCAAGUCUGAUGAGGCGCUAUGCGGUAUCCUGCUGCCGGUGCCGGACCACAUGCGUCCGCUCUACGUGUACGAGGCCCACAUGACUUUCUUUACGCGCAUGGCCAACACAGACAUGGGCGCCCGCCAGCUUCUCGGCGAGCGGGCCUUGGGAGUUUUGUCCAACAUGCGAGUAUACGACCUACAGCCGGACCUCAAGGCCAGUGAACUAAAGCGGGACGAGCCGCAGGCCUUCAUACCGCCCUUGGACGAGCGUUUCCGUGCCAUUCUGCUGCCAGCCCUGUCCCUAUGCGAUGCCAUUGGGAACUCGCUGGGCCCACAAAACAAUUCGGCGGCCCUGCAGGUGCUUAACUUUCUGUUUGCUCACAUUGACAUGGUGGAGGCCAUGCUGCGCACGGCCACGCCCUUCAUGGAUCUGGGUCACCUGCGACAGCUGGCCGCCAUUACGAGUCUGUUUGCCCGCACAACCACGCACCAGGUGACUGCUCUGGAGGAUAGCCUGAAUGUGGAGAACGACGUGGAGUUGCGCAAUCGUCUGGGACGUCUACAGCAGUUGAUGAUCGUUGUGUUUGGUCGCUUUUCCGUUAACGAAGCGACCAUCCGGCGCGUGCUGCAGCAGGAGCAGGUGCACGCCGAACUGGCCGAGGCCGGGAAAACUAAGCACGUCAAGUUCUUUUUGGACAUUGCCGCCAACCUCUCGCUGUACUGUCGCAAUGCGGUCACCAGCCAUGUCAAAGACAGCAUGACCUCCAAAUACCUGCUGACCACCAUAAUCAACGACGUCACACCACUGACUGGCGAAAAGGAUGGCAAGAAACUGACCUCCAUAAUGCAUGCCAUUCUCAACCAGCUGAAGGGCUCCAUCGGUUACUAUCUCUCGCAGAAGUCCAUAGCCGACAAUCUGCUGCAGCAGCGCGCCUCCCUGCCCAAUAUAAGUUUCGGUCCCAACGGCAAGCAAAGCUUCUUAGAGCUGAGCCAGCGUCACAACGAGAAACGCAGCGAACUGAUGCAGGCCGUUUUCAUUGCUGAACAAAACCUAUAUUUGCUGUGGAUCCACCUGGACUUUUACCUGCGCAACGCCGUCGUCCAUGCGACCGAGAACCGGAACGCCAUCAACGAAAGCAACCUGAUGGACGGCGCCGGACAUAAUGUGUCUGUUCUGAACGCUUCGCAGGACGAGAUCGUGCAGCUGAAGCAGCUGCUUAUCUCCACCUUCAACGAGACUUUCUGCACACAGCUUAUCACGGCCAGCGAGGAUUACACCGUCAAAUGCAAGGGUUUCAAUGCCUCGCUACUGCGACGUAUCAAGGCGCUUGUCCAGUUCGCCCCGGUCUCUGCCAACGCAAACGGCAAUGGGAACGAUUCCACUGGGUUUCCAGUCUAGGUUAAAUUGGCUUCUUGUUUGCGGUCUUUCUAUGCGGCUUUCCAAGGAUAAAAGCUACGCUAAUUUCGUUGAGCGUCGCGUGUAUUUUUUGUAUUUAAUUAAUUCAAUAAAACCGUUGAUUUUUCUGUGCGAAAA
Drosophila serrata is the source of this 6370-nucleotide messenger RNA. RefSeq names its product nuclear pore complex protein Nup205 (gene Nup205). The record is from RefSeq and is a predicted model, not a curated record. Gene Ontology annotation, cellular component: nuclear pore inner ring; nuclear pore. Gene Ontology annotation, molecular function: structural constituent of nuclear pore. Gene Ontology annotation, biological process: nuclear pore organization. Lineage: Eukaryota; Metazoa; Arthropoda; Insecta; Diptera; Drosophilidae.